UUUUUACUAUAUAGCGCAUGUGUUACCAAAAUCUAGUGCGAAACAAGGUAUGAUCGCGAGCCACAUGAACAACCUAGAUUCGUGCCGUCGGAAACCCCGCCGCAUUCGGAAUAUUUUGAGAAUGCUGCUAUUUUCAACCUUGCAAAAUCUGAACAUCUUCGACAUUGUUCAAUGGGAAAGAAUGCGCGGUGCCGCGGGGCUUUACUAAAACGCUAUUCACUGGAAAUAAGAAAUUUGUUGAUUCAACUAAAUUUUUGUGUUCGAAGAAACGAAGCCUCAGUACAGAGCACUCGUUGAGCAUCAAUUUCAUUAAUUUUCUCAUUUCGCGGAGAAAAUUAUCAUUUCUUUCGCACCGACUCUGAGGAUGAAUCAUUUUUGAGUUCGCUGUGUGGAAACUACGACCAACACUUUAUACCUUUCCUGAGACUUAAUUACUGCGAGACUAUUUCCUCGAUUUCGGAAUUCAGAAGGACUCGCAGAAUAGCAAGAGCAUGAGGUCGUUGAUCCUGGGCUCCGUACUACUCCUCGGAGCAUUUUUCGUAAUAGGAGUUGAGUCACAUGGCAGACUCAUUGAGCCACCUUCAAGAGCUUCGAUGUGGAGAUACGGUUUUGACACACCACACGAUUACAACGAUCAUGAAUCAUAUUGUGGCGGUUUCAGUAGACAGUGGAACCGAAAUGGUGGCAAAUGUGGUAUUUGCGGUGAUCCUUGGGACAUGAAGAAGCCAAGGGCUCACGAGAAUGGGGGACUAUACGGAAACAACGUGAUAGUUCGUAAAUAUCGAACGGGAUCUGUGAUUCCAGUACGAAUCGAAUUGACGGCUAAUCAUCACGGUUAUUUCGAAUUUCGUACGUGCGCGAUGACCGCACGAGGAGUCGAUGUCACGGACGAGUGUCUCGACAAAUAUUUGCUCAAAAUGGAGAAUGGAACCGCUCGUUAUUAUCCCGGACCGGGUAAUAGAAUCUUCGAGGGUUAUUAUAAAUUACCUGAUGAGCUGACGUGUGCGCAGUGUGUUUUUCAAUGGAGAUACAUCGCGGGGAAUAAUUGGGGCGAAUGUGGAAACGGAACAGGUGCCGUUGGUUGCGGUCCUCAGGAAGAAUUUCGUGGCUGCGCCGACAUAACGAUAGGCGAUAACGUUCCGCCGUUACCACCGAGGCCGAAAGUGAAACCGGGUGUCAAAAUGCCCACCGAAACUCCAGAUUAUCCUACAGACACGUUCUACGUGCCCCAAAUUUCCCGCAAUUAUUGGCUUUACAGUUUCAUCAUUGCUGGAACUUGUCUGGUCGUUGUACUUGCAGCUAUGGCACUAAUUUAUGCAUACUAUUAUCACGCGAAUCGAGCCAAGCAGUGGCUUAAAUCGAGACGGCUUUUGUCACCGGAGAGUCCACCGAUCGCUCCACCGAGGCACAAGAGGCAUUCGCUGUCCAAUAUCCAACUGCAAAUAUAAGACUAACAAUGACAAUUGAUAAAUAAUACCGGUACACAAAAAAGUGGUCUUUACCUCUGACCAGACCCAUCUAUUUCCAUAUAUUUUGACGCGCUGAACUCUAAUCCAGGACAGUAUACCUCUAAAAUUUUAAGUUAUUACCAAAAGACCUCGAAAAUAUGUAAAAAUUGGUAAAAAAUGGGCGGGGGGAAAUCGCAAUUAUGAAUAUGAAAAACAUUUCAUCCGCCCAGAAUGGGUGAAAAUUGCGAAAAAUCACAGUUAUGAAUAUGAGAAAUAUUGUAUUGACCAGGAUCAAGUAUGUUUUCAAUAUUCAACAUUUUCGCUAUUUACUCGAAACUCUGGAGGUAUAUCGAUCGGCCUAUCUGACACCCCGGACUCGGGUUCAGCGUGCCAAAGUACGUCAAAGAUAGAUAGGUUUGAUCUGAGGUACAGACCACUUUUUUUUGUGACGAUGUAAUCAACGAUUCAUUGAUAUAUUUACGCUAAUACUGCUGUGAAGGGUAUGAAUGCGCAAGAAUAUGACGUUUCGACUGAUCAAAUCGACAAGUUUAGUCAUAGUUGUGUGAACGUUAUCGCAUUUAAAAAAUAUUUUUCAUCGUAUGCACCAGACUGCAAAUAUACCUCACUAUCAUAUCGUGUGUAUAUAUACAUAUACGGAUA
Venturia canescens is the source of this 2108-nucleotide messenger RNA. RefSeq lists its product as uncharacterized. The record is from RefSeq and is a predicted model, not a curated record. Lineage: Eukaryota; Metazoa; Arthropoda; Insecta; Hymenoptera; Ichneumonidae. The transcript has 4 exons. Bases 492 to 1448 code for a protein of 318 amino acids.